AUGGAGGACAGCCAAGACAUCAAGGACGACGUGCCAUCAAUGGUAAGAAGAACCUCUGUCAUCCUGUCGGACGAAAAUGAGAGGCUGGAGGGUGAAUGGCUCGAGCACGAGACCCAGUUCAUAUACAACACGGGGAUGGCUGCCUACAAGGACAAAGCCAAGGUGUGGAAGGCCUUUGAUGACAAGGGCAAGUCGCUUAGGCCACCAGUGACUGGCAACGAGCUCCGGACGUGGUUCAUGUCCCUCAGGAUCCGCUUCGGAUGCCUCACUGCCGAGAAGAGUGGCCAAGGGGCGAGCAGACAACUGACGGACCGGGAGAAGUGGAUAUUGAACAUAUUCCACUUCCUCAAUCCCCACAUCGUCUAUCGGAAGACACCCAAGAUGUUUGGACUACCAAUGGCUGGCCCUUUUGUACCCUAUGGCCCCACAACGGUGGACGUGGUACAGACGUGA
Molecule: messenger RNA, 453 nt
Organism: Macrobrachium nipponense
Lineage: Eukaryota; Metazoa; Arthropoda; Malacostraca; Decapoda; Palaemonidae
Exons: 2
Coding region: 1-453 (150 amino acids)
Source: RefSeq, a predicted model, not a curated record